AUGGACUGUAAGAAGAUUGAGAAUGACGUGAGCGAAGUUCUUACCAGCAAUGCUGAACAACGACAUUCCUCUGUGACUAUCACAAAGCUACCGGUCCCCUUUCCGAUCGUGAAGAUGGACGAUAGUUGCGCCCCUGGAAAUCUGGGAAGCUUCACACUGGUGUCAGAUACCCUACAAAACUGUCGGAAGCUUGUCCAGCAGUUGGCGCCCGCCAUGUUUGUAGACUUUAGCUGAGCUCGCGUCAGAUCCGGAUGGAUAUUUGGUGUACGGCUCUGAUUGAUUCUAUGAGGGAAGGUCCAGAACACUAUUCGCUAAACAUGGAGAAUCUGUGGAUGACAGCGCCAGAGAUCAUGGAUGGACGGUUGAGGAUGGUUCCUGAGAACUCAGUCGUGAGGGAUUUUGUCCAGUCGGAGUUCGACAGCAGAGCGGCCCCUUUGGUGUGGGGGCCGUAGACUUCCUCAAUCGAAGAACUCCCUCGUUUAAUUACGGUCGGCAUACCCUGGAACAAAUAAUCGCAUUUUCGUCUUCUGGACACAAUAUUGUUGAGUUUAGGGUUAGGAGUUGCGGUUAGGGGUUAGGGGUUAGGGCCACUAUUUCCCAACCACUCAAAGUACAACCGGGCAUUCCCAACAGCUUUUCUUUUGCAUACAGCUAUGUGACCUCGUCGCCUGUGAGUUCCCGGCUCCACCUCUAAAAAGCCCCUAUUACCACCGGUUUAGUAUUACAGGUGGCUGGGUUUUGUUUACACGCCUGACCGGUUGUUUUCUCUUCCUCAUCCUAUCUCAGCAGAAAGGCGAAUAAAACUGGCACCGGGUGCAGCGACUAGCUGGUAAUAUUAUUCGGCCUGCACGUAUGACAAUACUUUUUGGAUUCAUUUCCUGAAGGUAUGGGCAAUUGUUUUCCCUCACUGCAGUGCAUCUCGGGUGAUCAACUGGCCAGAUAUGCCAAAAACCCUUCAACAUGCGCGACAUAUUUUGUUUCUAGUCAUACACCUGUGCUGUUUUAAUAUCAUCAAAUUCACUCUAUGAAAGCUUCACAUGUUGUAAAUUUCUUAAAACGGUUAAGUGACAACAUGUGUCUUUGCACCUUGGGGCAGGGUGUAGACAUUGAUUGUCAACUAUUCACAUGAGCAGGGUAUGCAUGAUGUCGACUUUGAUAUUAGCCGUUGAGAAUUCCCACUUUCGUUUGAUUAUUUUCGGUUGUGCAUCAAAAGCAUGUCUCGUAACGCCCCUUUUGCUGUUGUUUUAUAGUUGCAAUUUUACUACAAAACUACUCGGUUUGUUCAUGGGUAGUUUGUACAGGAGGGGGGGGGGGGGUCGAGCUGAAUAAGCGCAGGCUCGUGGCUUACGUAAACCGUUUAGGACCCCACAGGGGGGACACAGGUUUGCCCUGGGUGAGCGCACUCCAGAAAGCCCGCAUGUCCUGGUGGUUUCGCGGUCGCCGCCGCCGCCGCCGCCGCCGCCGCCGCCGCCGCCGCCGCCGCCGCCGCCGCCGCCGCCGCCGCCGCCGCCGCCGAGAGUUCAGGACUGGCCUAA
This is a messenger RNA of Spirometra erinaceieuropaei, 1535 nucleotides long. NCBI's taxonomy places the organism in Eukaryota, Metazoa, Platyhelminthes, Cestoda, Diphyllobothriidea, Diphyllobothriidae. The record is from the annotation of a GenBank genome assembly.